This is a messenger RNA of Dujonia railenensis, 672 nucleotides long. Lineage: Eukaryota; Fungi; Ascomycota; Pichiomycetes; Serinales; Debaryomycetaceae. The record is from the annotation of a GenBank genome assembly.
AUGUCUGAACAUCACACUGCUAAGAUUUCAGAUGAUUUAGGACUUUUUAUUCCAGUAAAGCCAAUAGAUGCACCCUUGGAUGUGAAUGAAAAAUUUAUUAGAUCGUCUCCCUACUACGAACAAGAUCAUCUCUUAGAUCUUGACAAAUUGGAAGUAGGAUACAAGGCUCUAGCAUUAGCUUUACAAUCUUUCGAAGCUAGAAGUGAAAAGGAUUAUGCGUUUGCAGCCUACAAAGAGGCUUUUAAUAUUGAAAGCAUUAUACUAAGAGCUAGAGAGUAUGCAGCAGCUCUUGGUGCUGAAGAAUUCCCUGAGAUCAAAGUUUAUAUAAUUGCAUUUAGGUCCAUUUUACAUCUCGAAGUUCAAGAGUCUGCUGAAAAGAGAAAAAAGUUAGCGGAAAUAGAUAAAGAUUCCCAUGCUGAAGCCAACUUAUCAGGAGGGCUCUUGAAAUAUUGGUUUGGAACUCCCGACGAUGUUCAUGCUAAAAACUUAGCUACAUGCUGGUGGAGAAAUGGAAAAGAUGCAAAGGCAGGUGGAGGUGGUCCAGCUCAUAGACAAGGAAUGAGAUUGGUUAAGGGCUGGUUCAAACAUUGGCAAGUAGAAGAAUACGAAUUAUUGAUAACCAAGGACGAACAUAACUUUGGUCCAUUGAAGAAGAUUUUAGAGAAAAAAUAG